Messenger RNA from Marasmius oreades (fairy-ring Marasmius), 2811 nucleotides. RefSeq names its product alpha-1,4-glucan branching enzyme (gene GLC3). The record is from RefSeq and is a predicted model, not a curated record. Lineage: Eukaryota; Fungi; Basidiomycota; Agaricomycetes; Agaricales; Marasmiaceae. Bases 105 to 2279 code for a protein of 724 amino acids. The transcript has 11 exons. Gene Ontology annotation, molecular function: 1,4-alpha-glucan branching enzyme activity; hydrolase activity, hydrolyzing O-glycosyl compounds; cation binding. Gene Ontology annotation, biological process: glycogen biosynthetic process. Gene Ontology annotation, cellular component: cytoplasm.
AUUCCCUUCAUGGUCACGUAAACGAGAAAACAUAAAGCACACCUCGUUUUUUCCGACUUGCAUCAAGUAUUUUCUUCUCGCUGUCAGAUAAGGAUCAAAGUAGAAUGCCUUCUGGCUCUGGAUGGAAGACACCAGUGGCUAUGCAGCCAGGACGCGGUGGCUACGUCACAGGUCGAAGCGCGAAUUUUAGGCCGAUGAGUUGGUUAGAAGAUCCUUUCAACCAGACCACCAACAUGUCCACUCCCGCUCUGGAUCCAAAAGUCGUACUAGACAUCGACCCAUUUCUCAAAACAGAAAUUCCUGGAAUCAUUCAACGACACAACCUUUUCAGGUCGUGGAAAGACACCAUCGAACAGCACGAAGGAGGCUAUGACAACUUUACCAAAGGCUACAACAAGUUUGGCUUCAACAUUGGCUCCAAUGAAGAGGUCGUCUAUCGAGAGUGGGCUCCGAAUGCUAAGGAAGCAUAUCUUAUCGGAGAAUUCAAUGAUUGGGACAGGUCAUCCCAUCCUAUGACUAGAAACGAAUUUGGAGUAUGGGAGAUAACAGUUCCACCAAAAUCAGCAGGCGGAUGCGCUAUUCCCCACGACUCCAAGCUCAAAAUUUCGAUGGUUCUACCUUCGGGAGAACGUAUCGAGCGUCUUCCGGUUUGGAUCAAGCGCGUUACUCAAGAUUUAAACAUGUCACCAGUCUACGAUGCACGCUUUUGGAAUCCUCCAGCGUCCGAAAAGUACAAGUUCAAAAAUACGCGUCCUCCUCCCGUGAAGAGCGCCAGAAUCUACGAGGCUCACAUUGGUAUCUCAACGCCUGAACAGCGUGUAGGAACAUACAAGGAAUUCACUCGAGACGUCCUCCCUCGUAUCAAAAAGUUAGGUUACAAUGUCAUUCAGCUUAUGGCUAUUGUGGAGCAUGCAUAUUACGCGUCAUUUGGUUACCAGGUCACCAACUUCUUCGCGGCCAGUUCUCGGUAUGGCCAUCCAGAAGACCUCAAAGAGCUUAUCGAUACUGCUCACGGCAUGGGUCUUACGGUCUUGCUCGAUAUUGUCCACUCUCAUGCCUGCAAGAACGUUCUCGAUGGCUUGAACGAGUUUGAUGGCACCGAUCACCUCUACUUCCACGAAGGUGGAAAAGGACGCCACGAUCUUUGGGAUAGCAGACUCUUCAACUAUGGUUCUCAUGAGGUCUUAAGAUUUCUGAUGAGCAAUUUGCGUUUCUGGAUGGAGGAAUAUCGAUUUGACGGUUUUCGGUUCGAUGGUGUAACGAGCAUGAUGUACCUCCACCACGGGAUUGGAACUGGCUUCUCUGGAGGAUACCACGAAUAUUUUGGGGACACUGCAGACAAUGAAGCCAUCGUCUAUUUGAUGCUGGCAAAUGAUGCGAUGCAUUCCCUCUAUCCUUCGUGCAUUACUAUCGCAGAAGAUGUGUCAGGUAUGCCCCUUUUGUGCAAACGAGCGGAGCAGGGAGGGGUUGGAUUCGAUUACCGCUUAUCUAUGGCAAUCCCCGAUAUGUGGAUCAAGCUUCUCAAGCACAAGCCGGACGAUCAGUGGGAAAUAGGCAAUAUUGUCUUCACGUUGACAAACAGGCGUCAUGGCGAAAAAAGCAUUGCGUAUUGCGAGAGUCACGACCAGGCACUUGUAGGCGACAAGACUAUCGCGUUCUGGUUGAUGGACAAGGAGAUGUAUACCCACAUGUCCGAUUUGAGUCCUAUGACUCCAAUUAUUGCUCGAGGCUUGUCACUUCAUAAAAUGAUUCGGCUUCUUACCCAUGCUCUAGGCGGCGAAGGAUACCUGAACUUUGAAGGCAACGAGUUCGGACACCCGGAGUGGCUGGAUUUUCCUCGCGAGGGAAAUAAUAAUUCCUUCCAGUACGCUCGCCGCCAAUGGAACGUCCUCGAUGACGAUCUUCUUCGGUACAAAUACCUCAACGAAUUUGACGUCGCCAUGAACCAUACUGAGGAAAAGUAUGGUUGGCUGAACUCUCCACAGGCGUACGUAUCCCUGAAGCACGAAGGAGACAAGGUCAUAGUUUUUGAACGGGCGGAUCUUCUCUUCAUUUUCAACUUUCAUCCAACUCAAAGUUACACGGACUACAGAGUAGGCGUUGAGCAGGCGGGGGAAUACAAAGUGGUUCUCAGCAGCGACGAAAAGAAGUAUGGUGGCUUUGACAAUAUCAACGUGGGCAGCAAGUACAGUACGACUCCCAUGAGGUGGAACGAAAGAAAUAACUUCUUACAGGUCUAUAUACCAAGUCGAACUUGCUUAGUCCUUGGCCAAUAUUAGACGAGGUUAUGGACUUUCUUUCUUCCGUUUUAGCACGAUGAGUGCGGACUAUAAGAUAGCUAUGAAAUGUAUCGUCUAUCUUUUGGAAUAAAAGCAUCGCCACCGGGCGGCAUUAAUAGCGUAAGCAUAAUUGCCGGACCGCGGAUUCAGCCGAACGGACUUAAUAUCGCGCUCUCACCAAAAUGGGUGGUUCUGUUUUCUUCGCUUCUCUUCCUCCUACCUCGACAAGGGUCCUGAUCCUCCGUCUCUCUGACCAUCAUGCAAUGGGACUUUACUGCAGGAAACAAUCCUCCACCUCUCCAUCGGUCGACUACUCCCAUUCCUCCCAUACGUAGACCAACUCCAGCGCCAACCGGUUAUGCAGUUUCUUCGCAAGUAUCUCAAUUUCACGGUUUACGUCGAUCUAAUUCGUUGUCAUUCGAUCUCUAGCCCGCCAUCGCACAGUAGCUUUGGUCCUCCAAGCUUUCCUGAUCCCUCUCAUAUGGUCCGCCUACCCCCGUCGUCGGCACCUUCGAUGACCCCCGCAUUUUUG